This is a messenger RNA of Sclerotinia borealis F-4128, 1044 nucleotides long. The record is from the annotation of a GenBank genome assembly. Lineage: Eukaryota; Fungi; Ascomycota; Leotiomycetes; Helotiales; Sclerotiniaceae.
AUGGAGUUGGCGCACUACGCAGAGGGCUAUGGAGAUUCGAAAGCAGAUCAUGAGGAGCAGGGGAAAGCACGUUGCUGUAUUAGACUACCAGUCUUCGGCGACCCCCCUCGACGCCGCAAUGGUAUUGAUUAUAUGUUUGUUGGUGGAAUGGGGAAUUUACAAUGCGGAUUAGCUUGGGUUGGAGACUUUUGUGGAGGGGUAAUCGACUCUGCCCGAGUUUCGGGUGCUUCAUAUGAUAUUAUCGUACCAUGGUUUCGAAAACUCGAAUUACCAGAGAUUAUCGAUAUAAAACCUGAAAAUCGAUACAGUAUAGACGAGGCUGGUAUAAUGGAGGGUCAGGGUCUCAAUGAUCUAGUAGUAGGAAGCUCCCAGUGUCGAAAUAUUCAGAAAAAACAGCCUGGUUCAAGAGUUUGGAUAUCUUUUAUCGAGUGUAUUUCAGCGACAGGGCAAGUAUUCACACUACUCGUCAUUUUUAAAGGAAAACAUAUUCAACAACAAUGGUUUCCUAUUGAUUUUGCUCUUUAUAAGGAUUGGAACUUUAUUGUUACUGAUAAUGGGUGGACUACGGAUGCAACGGGGCUAGAAUGGUUGGAAAAGGUCUUUAUACCUCAAACUACUCUCUCUGAGGCCGGCGAUGCACGAUUACUUAUAUUGGAUAGUUAUGGAAGUCGGGCAUCAGCUAUUAUAUGGAAAACCCCUCAAAAAGCAUCUGACCUUCGAUUAUAUGCGUCGACUAUGAUCCAAGAAAAAGAGCCUGAUUUGCCAACAAGACACUUGCUUUUUCAUAAGAUUAUCAAAGCUUUUGAUAUCAAGGAUUAUAAUCUUAUGGAAUCGGGGAAGCGUAUAAAGCAAUUGGAGUAUCAAUUGGAUACUGUCAUACCUAAGAAAAGACGUAAGGUUGUUACUAGUCCAUAUACCAGGUUUUCAGGGAUUAGAGCUAUUAGGGAGGCGCAAAUCGUGGCUGGAGACCGUGGAAUUAAUGCAGAAGAUAGCGAUGAUACAAUUGAGAGUGGUGGUACAGGCGAUUUUAUUGAAGUUGGAUAG